Xyrauchen texanus (razorback sucker) is the source of this 2042-nucleotide messenger RNA. Its product is annotated as L-threonine ammonia-lyase. Bases 130 to 1740 code for a protein of 536 amino acids. Gene Ontology annotation, molecular function: L-serine ammonia-lyase activity; threonine deaminase activity. Gene Ontology annotation, biological process: L-serine catabolic process; L-threonine catabolic process. The transcript has 11 exons. NCBI's taxonomy places the organism in Eukaryota, Metazoa, Chordata, Actinopteri, Cypriniformes, Catostomidae. The record is from RefSeq and is a predicted model, not a curated record.
GAGCCAACCGUGUUUAGGACGAUUGGACAAGAAGACAGGACAAUCUCUCCUAACUAAGAUAGAACCACAUACAAGAGAAGGGGCAUCUUCAUCAAAGAUUAUCUGUGGACUGCUUUUGUAAGACCCAGGAUGAAUUUUGCUGCUCAGUUUUUCUAUGCUAACUUUACAAAUGACGGCUCAGCGACACCAAAAGAGACGCGAAGGAGCUUCAACGACAGCGAGGAGUAUGAUCCCUUCUGGCAGAGCACAGAACAGCGGAGUUCCUCUAAACCAGACUGCUCCUCCCACAGCGGCCCGUGUCACAAAGAAAGGCACAUUGGUAACGGCUGGGCGGGUCGCCACUCAACUCUAAUCUGCCCAGAACGCCUCAAAGAUUUUGGAGUCGAGGAAUACCUCAAUGGAGAUGUAAAAGUCUUUAAGACCACGGUUACGGAACCAGCUGAGGUCCAGUUAAUGUCUACACCAAAACCUUCCGUUAAGAAAGGCGGUGAGAGCAAGUCUGCAUCUAAACCUCCACCCGAGUAUCUGCGCUUUGAAGACAUCAGCGCUGCUGCCUUUAAACUCCAACAGUCAGGAAUUCAGAAAACGCCCUGCACCUACUCUCGGCUGUCCAAACAGUACGGGAUGGAAAUCUAUCUGAAAAAAGAGCAUCUCCAUUACACUGGUUCUGUGAAGGAGAGAGGUGUUCUCUAUCUUCUGUCCUCACUCAAACAGGAGCAGCAGAGGAAUGGUGUGAUUGUGGCCACAGACUGUAACUUCUCGAUGGCAGUGGCGUAUCACGCAGUGGAGAUGAGAAUUCCCGUGUUUGUCAUCAUGCCGGUGAAUAGCUCUCCACCACGCCUUUGCAUCUAUAGAGACUACGGCGCCAUGGUGAUCUCAUACGGCAGCACCGCCCGAGACUCAAUGAACCACGCACGGCACCUCGCCAAAGAGAACGGAUACCUGUGUCUAGAGGAAGAGGACAGCUCGGUGUAUCUGGCAGGUCUGGGUACAGUGGGCAUGGAGAUCUACGAGCAGGUGCCCAAACUGGAUGCAGUCAUCGUGCCUGCGGGCGGACUACUGGCGGGAACUGCAGCUGCCAUCAAACACCUGAACCCUCGAAUCUCUGUCAUAGGCGUUGAACCGGAGGAAUUUGCCCUUUUAUUGCAAUCUCUCCAAACAGACUCUCCCAUAAAGGAUCUGUCCUGCAACCCCAACAAGAAACUCUACAGAGAUUUAGUGAAUCACUCGUUGGGAACACAAACCUUUCGGUUGGCCAAGAACAUGGUGGACAAAGUCAUUUCUGUCAGGGAGGCAGAUGCUCUGGUGGCCAUGUUGCGCUUUCAGGAGUACGAGCGCUCGACUAUCGACACAGAGGGUGCCAUGGGUUUGGCGGCCAUCUUGGCAGGCCAACUGCCAGAGCUUAAAGGCAAAAGGGUGGCAGUGGUGGUGAGCAGUGCUAAUAUGGAGCUGGACCUGUUUCUGCAGUGUGUGGAACGAGCUCUGGUUCUGGAUGACCGGAUCAGUCGAUUCACAGUGCAGUUGAGUGACUGGCCCGGAGACAUGGCCAAACUGCUGGAGACACUCGCCCGAGAGGACGUCAGGUUGCUGGAUGUUUGUCACAAACGGUACAGUGAUAAAGCAGAGCUGUUUAAAGCACAGGUGGAGUGUGUCGUUGAAACUCGUGAUAAAUCUCAAAACGGUCAUCUGCGCCAGACGCUGUCAGACCGAUACCCGUCUCUCCUCUGGCUGGACCGGUGAUCAGAACACACACUUCACUAUAAAACUGCUGAUUCACAACGUUUAUAAAGGAUAAAACAAACACAAAUCAAUUCACAUGUAAAUGUUAAGACUGUAUAACAUGUCACAUGACGUCUAAGCCACAAAAUGAACAUCAGUCAUUCCACAAUUUAUUCAGUAUUAUUGAACAUCCUCAAAACAGGAGAUGAGGAAUGAAGCUGUAUAAAUCUCUUGUCUGUGUAUAGGCUUACUGUGUGUUUGAUGUGGAAACUAGCGGUGUUAUACAGAUGUCUGCUGUAUUUUGGGUUAAUAAAAUAAAGGUU